Molecule: messenger RNA, 7829 nt
Organism: Amphiprion ocellaris (clown anemonefish)
Lineage: Eukaryota; Metazoa; Chordata; Actinopteri; Pomacentridae
Gene: tbc1d22a
Product: TBC1 domain family, member 22a
Exons: 14
Coding region: 150-1802 (550 amino acids)
Biological process (GO): activation of GTPase activity
Molecular function (GO): GTPase activator activity
Source: RefSeq, a predicted model, not a curated record
CUUACUCGCCGAUUAGGCAGUAUCAACAUGGCAGCUUUCUGAGUUUUGGAGGAGGGGACCUGGUGUAAAUAAACUCAAAUUUAACAGUUCAGAGGCAACGACAGCGUCGGGGUGUUUGAGUUUAUGUGUGAUUGGACGUCAAGGGGAAAAUGUCGAGUGACGGAAACAAGAAACAGUUCUGGAAAAGAAACGCAGCGAAGGUUCCUGGCAGCAUUCAGCAUGUGUACGGUGCACAACAUCCACCUUUCGACCCACUUCUCCAUGCCAAUCUAAUUAAAGCAGGCAACAAACCUCCUCCGGCCACACCAGGCAAGCCCAAGAAGGCGACCACUUUCCAGGAGUUUGAGAGCAUCACAAGUGACGCCUGGGAUGUCGGGGAUGACGAUGACGAACUGCUGGCAAUGGCUGCACAGAAUCUCAACAUUGAAGUGGUCAUGGAGACAGCUAAUAAGGUGAUUGAGAAUCAUAGCAAGCAGCAGGAGAGACAGAGGCUGGACGACGCAACAGAGCUGGAUCAAAGAGAAGAGGACACACAGGAGGAGGUGGCGGAGGACGAAGAGGAGGACGAGGAAGAGGAGGAGGACCGGGUGGAGGAGGGAGAUGUGACCAGCCCGGAGGUGUCGUUUGCCUCCCAGAGCAGCCCUUACACUGAUAGCCGCCUGGUGAAGUCCCACAGCGAAGCUCCAAUUGGGUCACCUAAAGAUGCAGCAGGUGAGCGUGCAGCCCUCCACAGACAGCGCUCUCUUCCCCACCGGCCGCCCGUCAUCCCCCUCGUGGCUCGCAUGGCUGACCAGAACACAUCUGGCACCCCGGCCAUGACCGAGAGGGAGGCGUCCCGUCUGGAUAAAUUCAAACAGCUGCUGGCGGGACCCAACACAGAUCUGGAAGAGCUACGGAAACUCAGCUGGUCUGGAAUCCCACGACAGGUCCGACCGAUAGCGUGGAAGCUCCUCUCAGGUUACCUGCCAGCCAACGCAGAAAGGCGAGAAAGCGUUCUACAGAGGAAGAGACAAGAAUAUUUCGGUUUCAUCCAGCAAUACUACGAUUCUCGCAACGACGAACAUCAUCAAGACACAUACAGACAGAUUCACAUUGACAUACCGAGAACUAAUCCUCUUAUUCCUCUCUUUCAACAAGCUUCUGUUCAAGAGAUUUUCGAGCGAAUCCUGUUUAUCUGGGCCAUCCGCCAUCCAGCCAGCGGCUACGUGCAGGGCAUCAAUGACCUGGUCACGCCGUUCUUUGUCGUAUACGUCUUUGAGUACAUUGAGGAGGAAGUGGAAAACUUUGACGUGUCCAGUCUCCAGGAAGAGGCUCUGAGGAACAUCGAGGCUGACAGCUUCUGGUGCAUGAGCAAACUGCUGGACGGCAUCCAGGACAACUAUACGUUUGCUCAGCCAGGCAUCCAGAGGAAAGUCAAGGCCCUGGAGGAACUGGUCAGCAGGAUUGAUGAAUCCGUGCAUCGCCACAUGCAGCAGUACGAGGUGGAGUACCUGCAGUUCGCCUUCCGCUGGAUGAACAACCUCCUGAUGAGGGAGCUGCCACUACGCUGCACGAUCAGACUGUGGGACACCUACCAGGCGGAACCAGAGGGCUUCUCCCAUUUCCACCUCUAUGUGUGCGCCGCCUUCCUGGUGAGGUGGAGGAAAGAGAUUCUCGAGGAGAGGGAUUUUCAGGGCCUGAUGAUCCUAUUACAGAACCUUCCCACAAUGCACUGGGGCAACGAGGAAGUGAGCGUGCUGCUGGCCGAAGCCUACAGGUUGAAGUUUGCCUUUGCCGACGCGCCCAACCACUACAAGAGAUGAUAAGCGUGGCUCUCUGCAGCUGUUCCUGCUAUCCCUCCUCCCCCUCUGUUUCUUCCUUCCAGUCGUCUGCUGAACUUGGAGGCCUCUCGUCCUUCAUGGAAACGACCUCUUCCUUUUCUUAACCUCCCUUUCUCAUCUUGCCUGAUAGGCCUUUCAGCUACUAAGAGAUUUGAAUCAACCAAUGGCUGAGAGGACGUGCGGUGUAGCAUUCUAACAUGUUGAUGUGGAGCCUUUUUUUUAAAUUAUUUUUCUCUGAUCAGCUCUGAAACGUGCACUCCAGUGCAGAAUUUAUCCUUGAAGAUCGCAAGCUUUCUUGUUGGAGUUCGGAUCGCUCAAGCUGUCGCCUCUGAGAACAACCUCAGGCCCGAUGCAGGACCACGAGCUGUUGCUCAGCAGCGCCUGGGGUUGUGUCUGGCUCAGAAAAAUGUUCCUUUCUGCUUAUAGUUAUUACCAGUACCACGGCAAUACAUUGCUUCUCGCUUCCCAAAGCAAAAAUGUGACCUUUUUUCCAGUUUGCAAAGAAAAAGACAGCAAAAGGGCAUUGCACUAGAAGGUUUACAUACCUGAACCCUUUCUCCCCACCCUGACGGAACAUGAUCUCACCUGCUGUUGCUUUUUUGUGUGGGUUUUUUUUGCGCUUCAUGCCAGAAAGGACACAGAUUGUUUUUCCAACACACUAGGACUUUACAGCGAGAGAGAUUGUCAGUCUGUGAGGGGAAGCAUGUCUCGCUACUUCCACAAACGACACACCGACUCAGUCCCCCUUUUAUCUCGUCCUCCCACCCACACUGCAAAUUCACAGUGUUUGAGUGAGCGUGAGACAAUGGUAGAAGGCUGCAGGUCAGGAGAGUCACAGAUCAACAUCAAAGAAGCCAUUAGGACUAAAAAAAGCUACUUGUUCCCACUUCAGAGCUGUCUAUGUAUGAAUUGCCGUGUCUUAUCUAUUAACUACGCCACCUAUCAGAACGUAGGACUACCUCAGAACACGCAUUAACACAUGGAGGUCCACUCCACAUACACAUCCAUAACACACAAGGAACACAUAUACACAUUGGUAUGGAAUCAAAAUAAACAAACAAGAAAAGUUGAGUUUCAGUCUAAUUUAGAAAUGAAAUUAUCCUCAUUGAAGCCAAAUUUGUUGUUUGUGAAAGAGAAACCAUGCUUAACAGGGUUGUUUUUGAGCUUUCCACAUCCAAAUUUACAACUGUGCUUUAAUUAGUUAAGGUACAAAUGAGUUUCUUUUUUGUUUUCCCUCCUCACUUCCACUCCUGCUGUUAUUUGGGUCGUGUUUUCAUAAGAACAUAAAGAUGUCACAUAAAAACUUACAGUAUGAUGGGAUUUCAUGCUGGUUUAUUGUGAAUUCACACCAGGGUUUGUGUUUCGUUCCCUGCUAUGAAAUACGAGAUGCUAUCAAAAAGUUUUGACACUGCCUGCUUUAAAUUAACCCCAUCAAAGUAGCCUCCUUGUGCAGUGAUACAGCGCUUCCUGCUACUUUGAAAAGCUUAUAAUGCUCCCAUGAAGUCCCAUUAUGGCAAGCACCAUCUGCGAUUGGCACUGAAUCUCUUAAACUAUGUCAAAAUGACGACCCUUCAACUUGAAUUUCAUUUUAUGGUAAAGGAGGAAGUCAGAGCCAAAUCCAGUGAGUAGAACAGGCAAAGAAUGAUGACUGUUGCCUGUGGAAUCAACACAUUGUGCACUGGAGCAUCCACAUGCUAUUGCGCCCACAGUUCAGGUUAUUUGCGCUAAAUGUUCUCCUUCAGACUCCUCAAGAUGUUCCAGUCCAGCGCUAAAUGCUGGAGGAAGCAAAAGUUGUGCUUCUAGUGCACUCUUAACCUGAUGCAGCUUGUCUGAUUUUGGAAACUGCAACUCUUCCACUGUAAAAACUGCUGUUUCUUCUCCUGAUGGUAGCCGAAGACCUAUCUCUUGUCUGAAAUUACACAAGUUAUGAUGUAAUGCCAUCUCUUGUGAACAUUACUGACUGUGAUGCCGACCCGACAAUGGUUCCACAACUUUUUGAUCACACCUCAGCAGCCAGUAAGACAUUAAGAAUCUUGGUGAGACAACUAUUAAAGCACUACCAGCAACUGAUUCUCAUGAGUACACCAUCCACAAGGCUUUCCUUGUCAGUUAACGUUAUUCUGUAUAAACAUAUAAAGGCAGCAGGUACUUUGCUUCAUUUGCAAGGAGUUCAUGAACCUUUAAGAAUGAAGUUGAAUCAAGUGUAACAUCUCCGCCCAUCUGCAUAGCUUCCUGUGCAAUGUGAAUCAUCAGGAUUAUACUAAAAACAUUUAAAACACCUACAGAAAUUCAUAUAAAUACAUAAUAAUAUUGUUUCUUUACUUAACACCAGUUAAUCCAUAUCUCUGCCAUGUCGUUUAAAGUUGCACCUAGUUAUUUAAUUUCCACAAAGCGCUUUUAUUUGCUGUAAACAGAGCAGGAUCAUGCCUUUAAAUUUGUUAAUAUUUUUUAGGACUGGAAAUCCAUUUAAGCUGCUCCUCUUGAAUGUGAUAGAAAACUUGACAGGCUUAACUGAUGACUCCUCAGCACACCCUUUAAUGUUUUGCAUAUAGCGAGCUGCACAUGUAUAAAUGACAAACAACCUUAUUACUCUAGUGCACACAACCCUCUGCCUUACGCUGCAGUUCUACCGUUAGUUUCCCAUCUCUGCUGUAAACGCUGCUCUGUUCAUAUAGAGCACAUGGGAUGUCUUACCCAAAGUCAGUAGCACCAUAUUGGUGUAAUGUUGGGAGGCGGCGGUGGGGUAAUCAGACAUUCAUGACAUAACACAAAGCUGUUAACGUUUGGAGCCUCCUGUCGUGACUCCGCCAGGAUCCAUUAUUGUCACCCGAGCCGGCGAAGACGGUGUGCGUAGGUGUGUGAAGGGGAGGUGGAAAGAGAGAGGGUGGUUGUUGUGUUUCUUUGGAAGUUUCAGCGCCUUUUCUCUGAGAGCUGUCAGUCUUUGAUCACAGGCUGGGAAUUUUUUUUUUUUUUUUUUUCGCAAUCUGCACCAGUUUCACAAGCCCCUAAUCUCCCAUGCUCUCUGACAAGGAAAAACUGCAAUUAAUUUGAAAGUCUAUAGCCUUUUUUUCCCCUUCUCCUCUUUUUUGUAUGUAUGAGAUAUAUUCUUUCAAUCAGGAUUUUAAAAGAUUUGUCUUUUUCGUUUGGGUCUUAUUUUUUUACACAUGUUGACGUUUACAAGCCUGUUAAGUUGUGCCUGACUCUAGAGACACGAGAUGACAUCCUGGUUACGUUUUUGAACUCGAAUGAACUUGAAAGGUUUUAGAUUUCAACCAAUAUUAGAACAGUUUGAAUAUACUGUAAAAACACACAAUUUAUCUCUCUUUUGGCUGUGGAAACCCCCAACAUGAGCUGUUUUAGUUUUAUUCUUGGCAUUUACACCUUGUUAAGAGUUCAAAUUUAGCAAUUGACUGUUCGCUAAACCCAUCCCGCCCCUGAUAAGGCUUGUCAAGCUUCUCCACAUGCUAAAUUAGCAUGCAUAGGCCUGUAUUUGUAACAAAUCUCAGCAUUUAAAGAGGUUGAGGUGUGUAGAAGGGACAGAUUAAACAGUGUGUUUAUUUACAUUAAUUAGCCAUUUUGUGUCUAACUAGCUAAAGCAGAGGAGCACAUUAUGGUGACAGGCAGCGUCAAAAUACAAAACAUGCUGCUUCUAAACAUAGCUUUUGGUAAUAUUUCCCCACUGUGUAGAUGCUAUCUGAACGUAGACUAACAUUAGCAGCUCUGUCCUGGUCUUUAUGUGCAAAAUAUGUUGGUUUUCAGUCCAGCAGCUCCAGCUAACGCUAACCUGGACAGCAUUAGCAAAACAUCGGUUAAGGUUUCUGACUUUUGUAACGUUAAAAAUAAACUUAGGAUUUAAAAAUACAAACAAAUAUCAAAGAUAAGCAAGCCAAAUAUCGUCUAGUCCUACCUUUUUGUGAGGAUUUUAGCUUUUUACCUGCGAUAUAUAGCUGUUUUAGCACAUUAUCAUAUAUGUAGCUAUCAAGUGCACAUUUACCACAAGAUCUCUUUUUACAAGAUUCUAAUCGGUUGAAAACAUUAAAAGUCAGUCAGGCGGUGCUUAAAAUCAAUAUAUGGAGCCUUCAGCUUAUUUAAAGCGGCAGAGCCUCGCCACCAACAACAACACAACACGAAACAAACAUGACUUAUGAUACAAGAGGGAAAAAAGACAACUGGUUUGUUUGCUGACUGCUAGCGGUAGCAUUAGCAACGCGGCUACUGCUAAAAGGCAGCAAAUGAACCAGUAGCUUCUUUUUCCUCAGCAACAGAUGUAACAAUCCCAAUCUGAAAUAGAAACAACAACCUUUAAGCUAAGGUAAAGUAAAAUGCUUGGUUGUAUUAACAAGUAAGAAGGUUUUUCUUGCUAGCUGUGUUUCCAAGUAGUUAGUGUACAUGGAAAAAUUUAUUUAUUUUUUUUUUUAAAUACAAUUUUACAUAAAAAUUGUAAGGUGCGCUUGAAGUGGGGUUUUUGCUUUUUUUGAGGUAAUAGACAGAUAUUGGGAGAUAGAAAAACCUUUUUCAAACAUAGGGAAUAUUUAACUCACAUGAGCACAUAAGAUUAGCUGUUUCAUUUCUUUUUUCUUUUUUUUGUUUUUGACAGCUUAAAGCAUGUCCAGUACCUGCUGACAUGUAAAAAUAAUUACAACUUUCCUGAUUGAAAACAUUUCCUGAAGACUGCUCUCCAUUUUGCUCUCGUAGAUGGCCAAAGUUUACUUUAUUAUCUGUUUUUGUCAGUUGGUAAACAACUGAUUCUGUCUCUGGCUUCUUCUACUCUGUUUAUUAGAGCUAUCACAUCCUAUACCGCCACCUUCUGACAACACAAAACAUUCUGGUUUAUUUUACUCUAUUAUUGGAAGCAAGCCUAAUUUGCAUUUUGUUUUGUCCUAAUUUCUCAAAAAUUCAUGUUAGACUCAAUUGACAUUUACAUGGAAAAACAGCCAGUGAUCCUAUAGAAAUAAUGCCAACUGAAAGCUCUCAUUCCAGUUGCUCUUUUACAUCAAGAUUUCAGACUCUGAGUUAGACUGAAUAUCCUGAAAUCAAGACUUAAAGGGAACCAAUUUAGAUGCUGAUAGCAUCCUCUUUCUUUAGCAAUUACACUGUGCAAUCAACAUUUACUUCAUAAUGAUGAGUUAAGGCAAAAAAAAAAACUCGUCUCUUGCCACUUUAACUAAAUUGUCACAGCUGAUAGAAUCUGACAGAAAAUUCAACUGUUGCUGGCUAUAAUGAGACGCUGCUUCUGUCAGAAAUCAAUGAGAAAUUUUGUUGAAUUUUCCUACAAUUGUAAACAUGUGCCGUGAAUGGAAAAAGCUUGACUGGCACAGUAACUAUCAGGGAGAUGGGGAUUUGCGAAUAGUCAAUAUUUGUCCCAUUUAUUAUCCAAAGCCCAACUUCUCAGCAAAUUAAGUUGCCUUAUUGCACACAUUCAUAUUGAUACGAACACAGCGGGGGAGAAAGUGACGCCGCUGGUGAACAGAGAUGCCCUGAAGCAACAACUGAUGUUGGAGGUUGACAGCUACUGUUAUCUCUCUCUGAAUGUGUGUGUGUGUUGGCAAAAAGAAAAGGCUUGAAAUCCUCUUUUUAAACACGAAGAUUUUUUUCUGCUGUAAUAUUGGACAUAGUAAUUUCCCUUUAACUAGAAUCACCUUCCUGCUCAUGCUUCUGUAUGGAGAGGUGAUUUAAUACACAAAUGCUGAUCUCAAAUCAGCCUCACACACAUCUCCAUGGUGAUAAAGGCCUCACAUUUCUUAUUGGCUCUCACACACACACAUUUAAAUAUAUAUAUGGGCAAAUACUCUUCACAGCUUCUUCAGGAACAUGUUCAGCUGCUUUCGUUUCUUUUUCCAGCCAAACGAGUUUAUGAAAACCGAACUGAAGUCGAUGCAUCCUCCCUCAGAGUCCUCAGAAGAAGAAAAUCUAAUAAUACUAGAGCGUGAGGGAAUUUAAAAAUGUGUACAGAGAAGAUUUUGAAACAAAAAUCUGUAAAUAGAAAGUGUAAAUAAAUCCUAUAUAUGA